UGCUAAGCGCACGUAUUGUAGGAGCUGUAAAUAUUAAAACUCCUUUAGUAGCCGUUCUAGUUCCAGCUGAAUGCGAAAGCACAUUUUUUUAAUAGGUAAGCGCACGCACACUAUCAAACAAUGAGCUCAAACCUGUUUCGCGCGGUCAUCAUGGGGGCACCGGGAUCCGGCAAGGGUACAGUGUCCGCUCGAAUAGUGAAAACGUUCAACAUGAAGUAUAUCUCCAGUGGAGACAUGCUGAGAAGCAAUAUACAACAGAAAACUGAUUUGGGUAAAAUAGCGGAGCAGUACAUUAAGGAUGGCAAACUAGUGCCGGAUAUUUAUAUAACCAAGUGUAUUUUAAGUGAGUUGGAAAAAAUUAAAACAAAGCCAUGGUUGCUGGAUGGUUUUCCGCGAACUUUGGAUCAGGCCGAAGAAUUGCUCCACACAGAAUCAAUCAAGGCGGUAAUUAAUCUGGACGUUCCAUUUGAAGUCAUCAUCGAACGGUUGCAAAGCAGAUGGGUUCAUUUACCUAGUGGUAGAGUGUACAACAUUGGUUUUAACGACCCUAAAGUGCCCGGCAAAGAUGACGUUACCGGGGAACCACUCAGUCAACGACCAGAUGACAACCCGGAGGCUGUCCGAAAACGGUUGGAAGUAUACGAAGCCUGCACCAAACCAUUGAAUGAAUAUUUUCAGCAGAAGGGUAUUUUGGUAACAUUCACAGGUAAAACAACUGAUGAAAUUUGGCCAAAUGUUAAGAAAUAUUUAGAGAGGACAGUUCCUAAGUAAUACCCAUGUAAUAAAAACGGAGCUUAUAAUCGACCGCUAUUUUUUGAAUGUACAGAACUGCAAAACUGGCCAACACAGUACAAUCAGACUGAUAAGCAAUUUGAAAACAUUCGUUAUGGUAGAGAUAAGAGUAUAGUUAUGUGAUGCGUCUACAUAUUGCCAAAUAAA
Molecule: messenger RNA, 939 nt
Organism: Sabethes cyaneus
Lineage: Eukaryota; Metazoa; Arthropoda; Insecta; Diptera; Culicidae
Gene: Ak3
Product: GTP:AMP phosphotransferase AK3, mitochondrial
Exons: 1
Coding region: 121-771 (216 amino acids)
Biological process (GO): nucleobase-containing compound metabolic process
Cellular component (GO): mitochondrion; cytoplasm
Molecular function (GO): ATP binding; AMP kinase activity
Source: RefSeq, a predicted model, not a curated record